Molecule: messenger RNA, 1472 nt
Organism: Toxoplasma gondii ME49
Lineage: Eukaryota; Apicomplexa; Conoidasida; Eucoccidiorida; Sarcocystidae
Product: 30S ribosomal protein S16, putative
Exons: 3
Coding region: 508-1011 (167 amino acids)
Biological process (GO): mitochondrial translation
Cellular component (GO): small ribosomal subunit; ribosome
Molecular function (GO): structural constituent of ribosome
Source: RefSeq, a predicted model, not a curated record
CGCGAAAACAACGGCUGUCGGUGCAAACGCUCCAGUUCUUCGGUAAUAUUCCUCCCUAUUUUCGCUUCGCGUCCUCCUCCGUCGUUUUUUCGUCUGGCCUCCCAGGCUUCUUGCUGUCUCGGUCUCUCCUCGGCGCCGUCAACCGCUCUCGCAAUUUUAUUCGCUACGUUUUUCAACGGCUGACGCUUUCCGCGAAGACGUCUUGUUUCCGUUUCUGCUGGAAUUUUCUUCUCCACAGUCUCUCCAUCUGCUCCUUUCCUCCCUCGCCCUCUUCUCCUACUCAAGCGCCUCUCCUUUUUCUCUUUUUUCCAGCUCUCUCCGUCUGUCGAUCUAUCGUUGUGUCUCUCUCUUUCUUUCUCUUUUUCUCUCCUUCUCUCUCUUUCUCUCUGUCUUCUCUCCGGUCGUCUGUCGCUGUUCGUUCUUCCCGUUCCUCCGUCUGCCGCGGGGUCCGCGCGGCUGGCUCUGCCUGCCCGAGUUCCUCUCGUCUUGUUCUUUACUUUUUCAGAGAUGGUGAGGCACAUGUUUCUGCCGUUCUACUCGAAAGAGCGAGGACCCCCGCGCAUUCGCAUGCAAGUUGCGGGAGUGAAAGGAAAGCGGUUUUACAAGAUCGUCGCUGCCAAUCAGAGAGACCCUCGAGACGGAAAGCACAUGGAGGUGCUCGGCAGCUACGCGCCGUGUACGCCUUCUGGGGUCGAAGAGCUCCGUCUGCGCUUUUCGCGAAUCAAAUUUUGGUUGGCCGCAGGCGCAGCGUUCAACUCCAAGAUGGGAGGCCUGCUGGGGAAUGCGGGACUCGUUCCGCUUCCGCCUCCGAUGUUCGGCUGGCGCACAAAGGCGCGGUACACUCUCCUCGAGAGCGUCAUGCAGAAGCAAGAGAAACUGAGAGAGAAUCAACUGCGAGAGUACUUCAAGACAGCAGAACCUGUGGUCUACAGACAAGUCUCGGAGGAUCGUGACGAUGUAGAGCAAGAAGGCGAGAAGAAGGAAGAACGGAUCCGUAAAAUUCUAAGGUAGAAGACUCGACGCUCGCUUUCAAAUUCGUCUCUCUCCCUCUCUGUCUUCCGCGGUCCUUGUCUGGUUAUCGAUUUUCCAGGUCUCCUCAAAGGUCCUUCCUCGCUGCAUGCCAGCGAAGUUUUGUGCCUCGCCUCGACUGUCUGAAUUUCCUUGCUUUUUUCAAUUUCAGUCCGCUUCUGGGGAAACCUGGAACUCUCCGGGGACAAGCGACAAGAACGCUCAAGGUCUUGCGACUCUGCUUAAGCAACACAGAAAGCCUUUAAAGGGCAUGCAAAGUCGAAACCCCACACAGCGAGGUGGUGGUCUAGCGCCUUCUUCUCCCUACAAAACACGGCUUCACGUACCACAAGCAUAUUUACAUAUAAAUUUAUAUAUAGAUAUUUAUAUAUAUUUGCAUUUAUAUACAUAUAUAUAUAUAUAUACAUAUACGUUUAUCCAUAUAUUCUCAAGAAGUUUAUUCU